UUAUCUUGAUGUUAGCAACAGGCCCAGGGGGGCUCAGCGUGCGCCAGUGUUGAGACAAGAACACGAACUAGUUGUCGCGGAUGUGCGCAGUCGCCGAUAUUGGCUCAACCGACCGAUCAGCAAUUUAAUCGCUCAAUCAACCGAAUCGACCUCCUCGAGCGGGGGUUGCUUUUGGGACUUUCCGUGGAAAUCCAAAGUACAAAUUGACCCCGGCCACAACCAUGCAUGGAACAGGAGAUGCAAGCAGCUUGAAGACGGGCAUGAUUGACUUCGUCGCCGGAUGUUUCGGAGGAGUCGCCCUCGUGUACGUCAGCCAGCCCAUGGACACCGUGAAGGUGAAGAUGCAAACAUUCCCGGGCCUGUACCAGGGGCUCGUCAACUGCACAGUGCAAACGUUCAAACGGGAUGGUAUCGUACGAGGGCUGUACGCCGGCACGCUACCGGCUGUCGUUGCAAAUGUGUCGGAAAACUCAGUAUUAUUUGCCGCAUACGGUGCCUGCCAACAGCUGGUCGGGCGUUUCACCCACAAACCAACCAUUGCCGAGCUGUCGACGCUCGAGAACGCGACCGCUGGGUUUCUGGCCGCUUUUUUCUCCUCCUUUACGCUUUGCCCGACCGAGCUGAUUAAGUGCAAGCUGCAGGCCUUGCGCGAGACGCACUCGCAACUGGAUGACACCGGGAAACGGCGCCCGAUGGUGUCCUCGUACGCGCUGGUCAGCCAGAUCCUGCGCACGGAGGGUGUGCCGGGCAUGUUCCGUGGGCUUACUUCGACAUUCGCGCGUGAAAUGCCCGGUUACUUUUUCUUCUUCGGUGGGUACGAGAUGACGCGUGAGUUUUUCGUCCGACCCGGCCAAACGAAGGACGACAUUGGACCGCUCCGGACGAUGGCUGCGGGUGCGGUGGGUGGCGUCGCCCUGUGGACCGUCAUCUUUCCGGCGGACGUCAUUAAGAGCCGCAUUCAGGUGUACAGCAUGCGAGCGAGCAUGACCCAGGUUGGGAUGGAUAUUUUCCGGAAGGAAGGAGUGCUCGCUUUCUACAACGGGCUGCUGCCGACAAUCGUGCGAACCAUUCCAGCGACCGCUGUUCUGUUCGUUGUGUACGAAUAUACGAAAAAGGCGCUUACGAGGCUGCUAGAGUAGCUGCCUGCUCAGU
Messenger RNA from Anopheles nili, 1152 nucleotides. RefSeq names its product mitochondrial ornithine transporter 1. The record is from RefSeq and is a predicted model, not a curated record. NCBI's taxonomy places the organism in Eukaryota, Metazoa, Arthropoda, Insecta, Diptera, Culicidae. The transcript has 2 exons. The coding region runs from base 222 to 1139 and encodes 305 amino acids. Gene Ontology annotation, molecular function: L-ornithine transmembrane transporter activity. Gene Ontology annotation, biological process: mitochondrial L-ornithine transmembrane transport.